This is a messenger RNA of Metarhizium brunneum ARSEF 3297, 1665 nucleotides long. RefSeq lists its product as uncharacterized. NCBI's taxonomy places the organism in Eukaryota, Fungi, Ascomycota, Sordariomycetes, Hypocreales, Clavicipitaceae. Gene Ontology annotation, cellular component: plasma membrane. Gene Ontology annotation, biological process: transmembrane transport. Gene Ontology annotation, molecular function: transmembrane transporter activity. The record is from RefSeq and is a predicted model, not a curated record.
AUGAGUCAGUUCCAAGAUGGAACGAAUCAACCCGGUCACGGCCGGGACGAUCCAUUCUGGGCCCCUGGAACCGUCAAUCUUAACGAAUUGGGCGAGUCUGGCACGGGAGUCAUUCUGCAUCCGAUCCCAACCUCUGAUCCGAAUGAUCCUCUGAAUUGGUCCGCGUGGAGGAAGGCGGUCAAUUUUACCAUCGUAUCCUUCUAUGUCCUCAUGACUUUUGUUCUGCUCGACAUCUCAUUCACAGCCUGGGGGGCAUAUCAAGAAGAGCUAGGCUUCUCCAUCGGCGAUUUGAAUGCUGCUACAGCCUUCAACUAUUCUGGCUUGGCCGUCGGGUGUUUUAUCUUCGUUCCUCUUGUACAAAAGUAUGGACGGCGCCCGUUUUAUAUUCUCAGCACCUCAAUCCAAGUCGCGGCCAGUAUCUGGGCCGCCCGGACGCAAACCAGGGCAGACCUUUGGGUCAGCAACUUAUUUGCCGGGCUUGGGGGCGCUAUUAGUGAAUCCAUUGUACAGAUUACUAUUGCCGACCUUUUCUUCAUUCACCACCACGCUGUCAUGAACGGCUGCUAUCUGUUCAUCGUCGCCACUGGGGCAUUCCUCGGCCCUGUGGCCGCAGGAUAUGUGGUUCAAAGCCAGGGUUGGAGAUGGAUAUGGUGGUGGUGUACGAUUCUGCUCGGCGUAGGCUUGGUGUUCAUCCUCCUCUUCUUCGAGGAGUCCAAGUACUUACCCGCCAUAGAGGGACGUGCUCAGCCACCAAACCCUGCCACUGUUGAUGGACAGCCCGGGCAGUACGGGCCAGAGACCACGCCACAGGAGAUGCUGUCCUCCUCUUCUCAAAAGGAUGUUGGCAAGCUAGUGGAACGGACAAAAUCAAACGUCGUCCUGGAUGCCGCAAUCCCCAUGAAGCCUAUAAGUAAACGCCUGGCGCUAUUUACCAAAUCAGACGGCUCCAUCUAUGGCGAUAUAUUACAGCCCUUCAGGCUACUGUUUACUUUUCCCGCUAUAGCCUAUACGGCUCUAACAUAUGCUGUAACCCUUGCUAUGUUUGCUAUUGUUACGUCUGUCCAGGCAACGUAUCUGCUGGAGCCGCCAUACAACUUCACCCCCUCGGGUAUUGGUCUUAUGAGCCUUGCGCCGUUUAUAGGGACAUUUCCUGGCAUUUUUGUUGGCGGAUAUCUGAACGAUAAGUCUAUUAUAUGGUUGUCUAAGAGGAAUCAUGGAGUCUACGAGCCAGAAAUGCGGCUGUGGCUGGCGUUGCCCUCGGCUAUCCUCAUGCCUUCCAGUCUUCUUAUGGUUGGAUUGGGCAUAGCAUAUGGAACUCCCUGGCCAUUGAUCGCAGUGGGUUUCGGCAUCUUGGGCUUCAAUUUGGGAGUUACGGGAAGUGUUGCGCUGUCUUAUGCCAUGGACUGUUAUCACGAUAUCAUUGGCAAUGCCAUGGUUGGCAUCGUUUUCUCACGCAACGUGCUCUCUGUAGUUGUUCUUUUCACAUUGACACCUUGGAUCAGUGGAAUGGGCCUAAGGAACAUGCACAUUUUGGUGGCGAUACUUUGUUUUGUCAUUUUGCUUAUUCCUGCCAUGUUGCUUGUAUGGGGAAAGAAAGCGAGAAUUGCUUUGGCCAAUACGUAUCUGGCGAUGGCACAGAAACAGCCUACUAGUCGCGACGUUUGA